AUGGGGUUUGAAAACCCAGCUGAGCAGGCCUAUAGACUACAACAGGCGCUUGCAACGAGCAUCUUACAACAACCAAUUGCCCAAUUGCAACAGCAAUCCUCAGCCCAUCUAACCAUACAGACCAUCGCAGAGCAACAACAGUUCUUGCCAGCACUCAGUCAACUAGUUGCGGCGAACCCUACCGCCUACUUGCAACAGCAGCUGCUUGCAUCCAACCCACUGGUUGUGGCGAACGCUGCUGCAUACCAGCAACAACAACAGUUGCAACAGUUCCUGCCAGCGCUCAGUCAACUAGCCGUGGUGAACCCUGCCUCCUACCUGCAACAACAACAGCUGCUUCCAUCCAACCCAUGA
Messenger RNA from Miscanthus lutarioriparius, 354 nucleotides. The record is from the annotation of a GenBank genome assembly. Lineage: Eukaryota; Viridiplantae; Streptophyta; Magnoliopsida; Poales; Poaceae.